Aspergillus thermomutatus is the source of this 1149-nucleotide messenger RNA. RefSeq names its product succinate--CoA ligase (GDP-forming) subunit alpha (gene TCA8). The coding region runs from base 1 to 1149 and encodes 382 amino acids. NCBI's taxonomy places the organism in Eukaryota, Fungi, Ascomycota, Eurotiomycetes, Eurotiales, Aspergillaceae. Gene Ontology annotation, cellular component: succinate-CoA ligase complex (ADP-forming); mitochondrion. The record is from RefSeq and is a predicted model, not a curated record. Gene Ontology annotation, biological process: tricarboxylic acid cycle. The transcript has 5 exons. Gene Ontology annotation, molecular function: succinate-CoA ligase (GDP-forming) activity; succinate-CoA ligase (ADP-forming) activity.
AUGCAGGCUUUCCGCCGUAGCACCCUCUCUGCCCUUCAGAAUGCCGCUGCUGUGCAGCGACGAGCUUACAGCCAGGGCAGCUCGAUCUACUCUGAGACUGUGAACAACCUGCGCAUCAAUGCAGACACCAAGGUCCUCUUCCAGGGUUUCACUGGAAAGCAGGGAACGUAUGUUGCGGUGAUAUCUAGCGUUCCCAUUUUAGCCGCAUACAAAGAUGCUGACGUUGCCUUUUUUUCGCUACCAACAGUUUCCACGCUGAGCAAGCCAUUGCCUAUGGUAUAUUACGAUUUACCCCUUGAUCUUGGUUGCGCGGGUCUACGACAGGAGUUCAAAAGCUUACAAUUCUCAGGAACCAAGGUUGUCGGCGGUACCAACCCUAAGAAGGCCGGUACGAUGCACCUUGAUAGACCUGUUUUCGCAAAUGUCAGCGAGGCUGUGAAGGAAACUGGUGCCACUGCCUCUGCUAUCUUCGUUCCUCCCCCUCUAGCUGCUGCGGGUAUCGAGGAGGCUAUCGCGGCUGAGGUUCCCUUGGUUGUUUGCAUUACCGAGGGUAUUCCCCAGCACGACAUGGUUCGCAUCACGGAUAUCUUGAAGACUCAGAACAAGACCCGUCUGGUUGGACCCAAUUGCCCUGGUAUCAUUGCUCCUGGCCAAUGUAAGAUUGGUAUCAUGCCUGGAUUCAUCCACAAGCGCGGUCGUGUCGGUAUUGUGUCUCGGUCCGGAACCCUGACCUACGAGGCUGUCAACCAGACCACCCAGGCCGGUCUCGGCCAGUCCCUCGUCGUUGGUAUCGGUGGUGACCCCUUCUCCGGUACCAACUUCAUUGACUGCCUGAAGAUCUUCCUCGAGGAUGAGGAGACAGACGGUAUCAUCAUGAUUGGUGAGAUCGGUGGUAGCGCCGAGGAGGAUGCUGCCGAGUUCUUCAAGGCCAACAACAAGUACAACAAGCCCGCUGUUGGUUUCAUCGCUGGUAUUAGCGCUCCCCCCGGUCGUCGUAUGGGUCACGCUGGUGCUAUCGUUAGCGGUGGUAAGGGUGGUGCUGACUCCAAGAUUGCCGCCCUCGAGAGUGCCGGUGUCACUGUGGAGAGAAGCCCUGCCCAUCUUGGUAAGACUCUGCUCGCUGAGUUCGUCAAGCGGGAUCUUGUCUAG